Molecule: messenger RNA, 1827 nt
Organism: Colletotrichum truncatum
Lineage: Eukaryota; Fungi; Ascomycota; Sordariomycetes; Glomerellales; Glomerellaceae
Product: cytochrome p450 monooxygenase
Molecular function (GO): monooxygenase activity; iron ion binding; oxidoreductase activity, acting on paired donors, with incorporation or reduction of molecular oxygen
Source: RefSeq, a predicted model, not a curated record
AUGUCUUAUAUGAACUCAUCCCGGACCAUCCACAUGGGAGAGGAGACCUCAACUGAAAAGUUAUACGGUAUUUUGCUUGUUGCCGUUGGCUUAUCGCUCUUCCUACUGUACACACUUUACCAAAAUGCGCUCCCGAAGCCAAUCAAUGGUAUCCCGUACAAUCCGAAAUCCAUCAGCGGUCUAUUGGGGGAUUUACCAGACCUGGCUAGAACUGUCGCCAAUACAGGAGAUGUGUCUGGAUGGUUACAUGGAAGAGCAGCAGAAUUCAACUCACCCGUCUGCCAGAUCUUUAUUCGCCCAAUGUCGAAACCUGUAGUGAUAUUGAGCGAUUUUCGCGAGGCGCAAGACAUCUGCAUGCGCCGAAAGGAGUUCGACCGCGGAAGCACGUUGCGCAACCUGUUCAAGGGCUCGUCUCCGAACCAUCAUAUCACGUUGUUAACGGGUGACGAGUGGAAGGCGCACCGCCGGCUGCUUCAAGACUUAAUGUCGCCGCCGUUCCUUCAAGACGUCGCAGCACCAGCUAUAUAUGCCAACGUGGUGAACUUGAUCAAUUUGUGGCAUGAUAAGACGCGGAUAGCCGAUGGCAGGCCUUUCAAUGCAUACCAUGACAUAUUCUACACGGCUCUAGAUGCUGUCACGGCGUUUUCUUUUGGCAAAGACUUUCCUAGCAAUGCAACAAAGCCGGUGGCCGACCUCAUACGCGGCCUCGACGAAACGGAAAUAGCCAGGCUUCGAGAUGGACUGUCCAUUGAUGAUGCGAUCGAAUUCCCAACCGUCGAAUGUGACGAGAUAAUCAAAGCAACGCUGGAUGUCAGCAUCAACAUUGAGAAGCUGCACGCGUCUCCGUUGCCUGUUUGGAAAUGGAAGAUCAUGGAAAUUUUCCCUCCUCUCAACAGAACAAUACGACUGAAGAACCAAUUUAUCAUUAAAGAACUGAAAAAAGCGAUGGCUAGGCAGGAGGCCAACGGUGACGAUGAUAAGUGGAUGCGCUCUGCCGUUGAUCUGAUGGUACAGAGAGAGAAGAAGCUUGCGCACGAGGAAAAUCGGAAGCCUGACUUUCUCUCGCCCACGAUGAAAGACGAGCUGUUUGGCGUCAUAACCGGAGGCCACGACACUACCAGUACCACCUUGCUUUGGGGUCUUAAACUCCUGGCCGACUACCCAGCGGUUCAGUCAAAACUACGCAGUGCCAUGGAAAAGGGAUUUUCCGCCGCCCACACAGAGAAACGAAACCCCCUGAUCGAAGAAAUUAUGCGCAUCAACGUUCCCUUCCUGUACGCUUCGAUGGAAGAGAUUCUCCGCUGUUCCGGUACCGCUCCUCUCGUCGAGCGUGAAGCAAUGUGUGACACCGUGUUACUCGGGUAUCAUAUACCUAAGGGCACCAAGAUCUUUGCCCUCGGCCAGGGGGCUAGCAUAAGAAGUCCCGCUAUCCAGAUCAACGAAGAGCGGCGAAGUGAGACAAGCCGUCUUGCAGUCAAGAAUCGAGGUCGGGUGCCAGAAUGGGAUCCUACCGACAUUGCGUUGUUCAACCCUGACCGCUGGCUCAUAUCUGUUGAAUCAAAAGGGCAGAUGGAUGAAGCAACUGGGGUUGGAGCCAACGUCGAAUUUGACUCUGCAGCGGGCCCACAGAUUGCAUUUGGGUUGGGCAAACGAAGCUGUUUUGGGAAAAGAUUAGCGUACGUGGAGUUGCGGAUUCUUCUGAGUCUAAUUGUGUGGAAUUUCAAGAUCCUCAAAUGCCCCGACGCACUCAGUGGAUACGAGGGAAAGGACGGGGUCACACACAAGCCAGUGAAGAACUGGGUGCGCUUGGAGAAGGUAGAAAGGUAA